AUGGCGUAUCUACACGCGUGCAGCGGCGAGGGAAAGAAGAGCGAGCUAGAUCUCGUUACUCUUCCUCUCACUCAAACAUCCAUCGAAAGUAGCGCUUAUCUCUACUACAAACCCAUUUCGUCGCUCAGCGACGAUGGUGACUCACCCUUGGAAUUUUUAAUUCCAAGUUCAACCGAUCACUACACCGAUCUCGCGCACACCAUGUUGCACCUGACCGUUCAAAUACUACCAGCUAGUGAUACACCCAGCGAAAAUCUCAAAGUUGGCCCUUUCCACCGCCAAACAAUGCGUAUCCAUAUAGAGCCUACAUACCGUGUAGAAACGCUGCUAAAUUAUGUGGCACCUGCUAUGCGCGCUCAUCUCACGUCUGCUUUGUGGAGCAUCGAUACCGCCGAUGCCAUGGAUGCCGCGCCAAAUUUAGAUCGUAAUGCUGAUGGUGCGAAUCAAUGUCUCAUUAACAGACAUUUGUAUUGUGACGUUUUUAAUCAACCGAAAUUCCUGAUCAACGGUGUAGACGUGAGAGUAAGAUUGGUCCGUAGCAAAGACACCUUUUGUCUCAACGACUGGUCCGACAACGGAAAAUUUUCGGUGCACAUCAAGAAAGCCACACUGAUCGUGCGUCGUGCCAAGAUAAGCCCGGGUAUUUUACUAGCGCACGCGAAUGCUCUUGCUAAAACAACAGCCAAAUACCCCUUAAGAAGGGCCGAAGUCAAGUCCUUUACGCUGCACAGCGGUAUACUCGGCGACACCCUGGACAACGUUAUACUAGGACAGCUACCCAAAAGGAUAAUCCUGGGCUUUGUUAAAAAUAAAGCCUUUCAAUUUUCGACACUUUAA
Messenger RNA from Nasonia vitripennis (jewel wasp), 837 nucleotides. RefSeq lists its product as uncharacterized. The coding region runs from base 1 to 837 and encodes 278 amino acids. The transcript has 2 exons. Lineage: Eukaryota; Metazoa; Arthropoda; Insecta; Hymenoptera; Pteromalidae. The record is from RefSeq and is a predicted model, not a curated record.